AUGGAACAAAAGAAGGAUAUCACGAUUUUGCCAGGAGAUCCAGCUGCUCUCGUCGUAGAAACUUCCAAUUUAAGCGGAAAAAUCAAGUUCUCGAGUGGAUGUAUUGUUCAUCCAACCGCAUCGAUCAAAGCCACGAAUGGACCCAUCGAAUUUGGCGAGAGCAAUUUGAUUGAAGAACAAGUCGUAAUCGAAAAUUUAUCUGAGGAUCCGUUGAUUAUUGGGCCAAAUAAUCAUUUCGAAAUUGGCUGUGUGAUUCAUGCUAGCUCCGUUGGGAAAAACAAUGUCUUUGGAGUACGCUCAAUUGUGGAAACGGGCGCCAAAAUCACUGAUGGAUGCUCGAUCGGGCCGAAGUGUUUGGUUAAGCCGUUUGAGAAGUUAAGCCCAAGAACGGUGCUAUGUGGAAAUUUGAAUUGCGAAAGAAGGUCCAAUGAUGAUCCACCGAGCAUCGCUUCUCAAAUGGAUCACCUGCGACUUGUAAUACCGAAAUACAAUAAAAUAAUUAAG
Messenger RNA from Mesorhabditis belari, 504 nucleotides. Lineage: Eukaryota; Metazoa; Nematoda; Chromadorea; Rhabditida; Rhabditidae. The record is from the annotation of a GenBank genome assembly.